Limulus polyphemus (Atlantic horseshoe crab) is the source of this 3161-nucleotide messenger RNA. RefSeq names its product synaptogenesis protein syg-2-like. Lineage: Eukaryota; Metazoa; Arthropoda; Merostomata; Xiphosura; Limulidae. The transcript has 14 exons. Gene Ontology annotation, molecular function: protein binding. The record is from RefSeq and is a predicted model, not a curated record. Bases 172 to 2661 code for a protein of 829 amino acids.
CAAAAAAUAAAAGUAACACACUUUAAAAACUUCUGAAAAUACUCUUGUGGUACAAGUGAAUCUUCAACUUACGGAUCACUAUAUUUUUCCAAAGAAUGAAACCUUGAUGAAACAUAUAUUCCUAAUCAAGUGAUACGAGAUACCGAAUGGAAGAAGUAGUUUAAAACUAAAAUGGCAGGAUUUGUUAUAUAUGUGGUCACCGUUUGUACCUUCAUAAUUCCAUAUAACUGUCACGAUAUGAAAGCAGACGGAGACCCACCAGAAAAAAUACCCAGGAUAGAGAUAUACGCAGUUAAAGGACGAAGAGCAGACUUGCCAUGUAACAUCACCCCAGAACAUUCGGAUGACGUAAUUUCGCUCGUUCUCUGGUACAACAACAAAUCUCCUUCACCACUCUAUAGCCUCGACUCCAGACGCGGAAACUUCAAACAAGCGAGACACUGGAGAAGUGACCAAUUAGCAUCACGGGCGAAUUUUCGUAUCCAAUCAGAACCUGCAUAUCUUCAACUUGAUCACGUGACUUCAGAAGACGAAAGUGUCUUUACAUGUCGGGUAGACUUUGAGAAGGCCAGAACUCGAUAUCAAGAAAUAGGGCUCAAUUUAAUAGUUCCUCCAAGAAAACCGAUAAUUAAAGAUCAUACGGGACAAGUUCAACAGAGUUUAAUCGGGCCUUACAACGAAGGAGAUCCGCUUCGUUUAGAAUGUGAAGUAACUGGAGGAAAUCCACGACCAAAUGUAACUUGGUGGAGGGAAUCUGUGCUAUUAGAUGAUACGUUUGAAGUUACAGCUGACUUCAUAGUUCGAAAUAUGUUAAGAAUCCCGUCACUACAGCGUCAUGAUUUAAUGGCAGCCUUUACGUGCGAGGCUUCAAACAAUGGCUUCACUCUGCCUUCUUCUACUUCAGUUACAGUAAACAUGAAUUUUAGGCCUCUUGAUGUAACUCUCCAAGGAGAUAAACACUCCCUUUCUGCUGGAACAUUUACCCAAAUAGAAUGUUAUUCUGUUGGUUCGAGACCUCCAGCAGUUAUAUCCUGGUGUAAAGGAAGUGUUCCAAUGAAAUCUGCCAAGUCUGUUGUGUCUGUGAACGGAAACGCCACAACAAGUAUCUUGUCAUUUAAACCGACAAUUGAGGACAAUGGGUUAUAUCUGUCUUGUACUGCAGAAAAUCCUUUGAUCCAGGGCAGUAAGGUUGAGUCCGGGUGGACAUUGAACAUUCAUUAUCCACCAAAGCUUUCCCUUCGCCUCGGUAGUAAAUUACGCCACAGCCAUAUUCAAGAAGGAAACGACGUAUAUUUUGAGUGCAGCGUGAAAGCAAAUCCAAUGGUGAAAGAUAUCACCUGGAAGUUUGAGGGACGAGAGGUGCAAAUCAACACAACAGCUGGUAUCAUAAUCAGUAAUCAAACACUGGUUCUUCAACACGUAAAACGAACGGGUAAAGGGCGCUAUACUUGUUCAGCAGCCAACAGUGAGGGUCGUGGGGCGAGCAAUACUGUCUUCCUAAGGGUACAGCAUACCCCUGCCUGUAAGCCAGGUCAAAAGACUAUUUACGCAACUGCAGUGAAUGAGCCCGUUUUUGUUACCUGUGAAGUUGAAAGUGACCCCGAAGAUGUUGUAUUUAAGUGGAGAUUUAACAAUUCACAUGAUACACGUGACAUCAGUAGCCUUAGUUCUCACAAAACAAUGAGCACUGUAAGGUACGUCCCGAAAUCAAAAUACGAGUAUGGAAGCCUGUCCUGUUAUUCAACUAAUAGUGUCGGGAAUCAAGAUGUUCCUUGCGUCUAUUCCAUCAUUGCUGCAGGUCCUCCUGAACCAAUUCAAAACUGUUUUCUGACCAACCAAACUCAAAAUGGCAUCGCAGUAGAUUGCACAGAAGGAUACGACGGAAGCUUUACACAGGAACUUUUCGUAGAAGUUUACGAUAUCACGACUGGCAGUGUUGUGACAAAUUUUUCCACGACUUCGCCGUCUUUCUUUAUGAGAGGCCUACCAGCUGGCUCGAAUUUUGAGCUUAAGCUUUACGCUGUUAGCCACCAGGGUAAAAGCGAGCCAUUACUUCUGGAAGGAAAAACACUGCAGACACCCGAAACCCAGUCUCGUCGAGGAACCGAAUGGAAAUUCCCUGUUAAUCCCAUCUUAAUUGCCCUGUUAUCAAUUGUCGGGGUUUUUGUCUUAAUUGCUCUUUGUGCAGUUAUUAUUCUGAAAACAAGACAAAUACGAACACGUGGAGAAAAACGCAAGCCUGAGGGAAAAGUUCCCGAAUAUACUAGUCAUCCAGAUAAAGAAAUAAUAUCUACCGAGGAUCUUUCUAAGGAAAUAUAUGAAGAAAAGUGUCCUGAUGUAAUACCAGCAGACUCCAAAUACCUGGAAAUUCCUGUAUGUAAAAUUGUUAAUCAAGGAGAAGGCCAAAGCCAGAAGGAAAGCUUUUCGGCUGCAGGAUCAUCAUAUGAAGAUUCUGACAGUAAUUUUGAAUUACACCAAAUGCAACCUAUUGAAGAUGAAAAUCAUCAGGUGCCAUGGAAAGACCAGAUCUUGCUAGACGAGGGAAUUUCCUCGGACCACCACAGAGGUAAAUAUAUUGACCUUCAAACUGGCUACAGAAAAGAUGUGGCAGAGGCUUUGCUUACAGUACAGGAAAGAAACUACAAACAAACAGAUGUCUGAGACAAUCCUAGUAGGUAACAUGAUUCAGCGUGCCUUGCUUUCACUGUUUCGUGCAAAUGAUUGUUCUCUGUUUAUUGCUACAUUAGUCACCCAAUAAUUGCAUUAAAAAGUUAUUCAGAUUUCAUUAAAGUGACGCCUGUUUUAAAAAAAAAAUGUAGCUAGAGACUGAACUAGAGAAUGAAAUAUCAUCACUCUGCGAGGUCAUAAUUAUGAAAGCCUUGCAGUUUUUAGACGUCAGAGUGUGAAAAGGCCUCACAUUUUCAUGUGAGUUACCUCUUGCCUCUCAGUGUGCUAAAUGUAAAACUAGAUAAUAUUGUAAAGGGUUAUUAUGAAACGUAAAACUAUGUCGACAAUCGCAUAUAUAUGAAUUGCUCUGAUACUGUAAAUGAUCCAGUACUUCGCUUGACGUUUUGUGUUUUGAUAUACGAAUGGAAAACAUUGAUAGCUAGUUAGUGACAAAUGAUUUCCUUUGUUAACUUUGUUUAAGAUAAACUGUGAAA